AACCACUUACGUCUUGGUAUAAAACAACACAAUUUUACAAAAUGUUGCAAACAACAUGAAAGUGGUGAUAAUAAUACUUGUGGUGGCACUCAAGUGCCAAGCUGUUAAAUUUCCUCACAGUUUCAAAACGUGCAAACGCUCGGAUCCCGAUUUUAAAAAAUGUGUGAAAGAAGCAGCUGAAUAUAAUAUUCAUCAACUAGUUCACCCUUUCAAGGAUUUAAAAUUGCCAGGGCUCAAACCGCUCCUUAUUCCGACCCUGGUGAUCGGGUCGGGAAAAAGGGCCGUUGCAGUGGAACAACGGUUCCACAAUUGUAAUUUACACGGGUUUGAGCACAUUUCAUUUCAAAAAUUUGAAUUCGAUUUUGAGAAAAAUACUCUUAACUUUGACAGUCUUAUUUCUGAAGUUACGAAAAAAUGUGAUUAUCAAUUAAGUGGGAGGGUUUUACUUUUGCCUAUACAGGGCGAAGGGGAGAGUACAGUUGUUUUAAAAAACGUGAAAAUUGCCGGAUAUGUGAAAUACGAGACUGUGAAACGAAGCGGAAAAACAUAUUUGAAAUUCGUUGAUCAUCGAAUAUCCCUCGACGUCAGCCAUGUUUAUUUCCAUUUUGAUAAUCUCUUCAAUGGUGAUAAGGCUUUGGGCGAUAAUAUCAACACAGUUUUGAAUGAUAAUUGGCGUGAAGUUUUCGAAGACGUAAAAAGUGGUUAUUCGGAAGUCAUGAGUGAGAUAAUUCAAUCAUUGCUAAAUAAUUUUUGGUCGGUGGUUUCCCUCGAGGAUGCUUUUGGAGAAAAUUAAUUAAUUAGUGUGUACAUUGUAAUUAAAUAAAUGGGCAAUAAAAACCACAAA
This is a messenger RNA of Tribolium madens (black flour beetle), 844 nucleotides long. Its product is annotated as protein takeout-like. The record is from RefSeq and is a predicted model, not a curated record. NCBI's taxonomy places the organism in Eukaryota, Metazoa, Arthropoda, Insecta, Coleoptera, Tenebrionidae. The coding region runs from base 56 to 793 and encodes 245 amino acids. The transcript has 4 exons.